Salarias fasciatus (jewelled blenny) is the source of this 1524-nucleotide messenger RNA. Its product is annotated as adhesion G protein-coupled receptor E3-like. The record is from RefSeq and is a predicted model, not a curated record. NCBI's taxonomy places the organism in Eukaryota, Metazoa, Chordata, Actinopteri, Blenniiformes, Blenniidae. The coding region runs from base 1 to 1524 and encodes 507 amino acids. The transcript is spliced from 12 exons. Gene Ontology annotation, molecular function: G protein-coupled receptor activity. Gene Ontology annotation, cellular component: plasma membrane. Gene Ontology annotation, biological process: cell surface receptor signaling pathway; adenylate cyclase-activating G protein-coupled receptor signaling pathway.
AUGGGACAACAGCUUAAAGACAACAAAGGCCUCAUCUUGCCACCAGGGACUGUAGCAAGCUGCUUUUCAGCCUCAAUGGGAGUGUCAGGUGUGGGGUCAGGUGACACGACAGCAACUGUGAGUAGUGAUGCAGAUGGGGAAACUGGCUCUGUCAUUCUCGGCCUCUCAGACCUCCUGAUUGCUGCAAUGGUUUCACCGACUGAAAACAAAACUGAAACAGCUAUGCAGACUUCAGCAGUGGGAUCUGCAGCAGUUGCUUUCAUGACACUGAAUGGAAUGGAGAGUCUUUUAAGUCACAAAUACCUCCCAACAGAAAACAGAACAGAGAUGUAUUCCGAUGUUUUCACUGCGAUACUACCCAUCAACAACACUGACCUCACAGAGCCCGUCAACUUCACCAUCCAACAUAAGAAGAAGGUACCUGAAUCUGGAAUGGUAACAUGUGUUUACUGGGAUGAAAAAAGUAACAACACUGAAGAAGAACAGCAGAACAUUGAAGAAAAAGAGGAGAAAGCAAUGCGUUGGUCUGUCGAGGGCUGCUUGGUUUUGUACUCUGAUGAAAACUGCACAGUGUGCAGCUGCUCUCACCUUUCUACCUUUGCCCUCAUCAUGCAGAUUGGGGAGCCUCCUCCAGAGAGUGAUUUCUUGGAGUGGUUGAACAGAAUGUGUGUGAUUGUGGGACUGUUCUUCUUCGCUUUGGCUGUGUUCACCUUCCUCCUGUGCAGCUGGAACCCCAAAAUCAACAACACAGCCCGUCUUCACCUCUGUCUGAACCUGGGCCUGUCUCAUCUGCUACUGCUCUGGAAUGACAGAUACCUUGAGGAUGAGCUGGCCUGCACUGUCAUGGCAGGACUCCUUCACUUCUUGGUUGUUGCCAGUUUUGUGUGGAUGCAGUUGGAGGCCUUGCAGCUCUACUUGCUUGUCCGAAGACUCUCCAAAGUGCAGGUUAUCCAGAGAGAUGGCCUGCCCAAGCUGCUUCUGUACCUGAUUGGUUAUGGGGUUCCCUUUGUGAUCGUGGGCGUUUCUGCACUGGUGUAUUCUGAUGGAUAUGGAGCUACUGAGGCAGAAGCGUGCUGGCUCUCAAGACAGCGCAACUUCAACUGGGCUUUAACAGGGCCUGUGAUCGCCAUCCUUGGACUGAACUGGAUAAUAUUCUGUGCCACUCUGUGGAGCCUGAGACCCACUUUGGCCAACAUGAAAAGUGACGUUUCUCAAUCUAAAGACACGAGGUUGAUCAUAUUUAAAAUCCUGGCCCAGUUUGUCAUCCUGGGCUGUACGUGGAUUCUGGGUCUGUACCAGACAAACCUUUUCUUCCAGAUUCUCUUCAUCAUCCUCAACUCCCAGCAGGGCACCUUCCUUUUCAUUGUGCACUGUCUGCUCAAUAAGGAGGUGCGAGAGGAGUACAUAAGAUGGUUGACAUGCUCUUGCAGAAAAGACAGAUCAGCGACCGAUGAGCCGUCAGUCACUGAGGGCUGCGACAAGAUAGAGGAUCAGAGACACCAGGAUCCUGGGAAAUCCCCAUGA